AUGGCGUUGUCUUCUUUCAAUAAGGCUAUUCCGGAUAGGGGCAUAAUGCGAAUCUUGACGGUUGAGAUGUCUAUUACCCCUAUGUGGUCGCCGCCUCCUUUGGGUGUUUUUAAAGUUAACGUGGAUGGUAGCUGUCAUGUUGUUGAUAGAGGUGGUCAUAUUGGGGUGGUUAUUAGGGACUCGACGUGCCGAUGUUUGGCGGUGUGCAGGAAACAAAUCCAUGCAGCUUCUGUGUUAAUGGCGGAGGCUUUAGGGAUUUUGGAGGGAUGCUUGAUUGAUUUGAGAUGGGGCUAUGAAGAUGUUGUUGUUAAAUCGGAUUCGCGGAACCUCAUUUCCUAG
Messenger RNA from Pyrus x bretschneideri (Chinese white pear), 339 nucleotides. RefSeq lists its product as uncharacterized. Gene Ontology annotation, molecular function: RNA-DNA hybrid ribonuclease activity; nucleic acid binding. Lineage: Eukaryota; Viridiplantae; Streptophyta; Magnoliopsida; Rosales; Rosaceae. The transcript has a single exon. Bases 1 to 339 code for a protein of 112 amino acids. The record is from RefSeq and is a predicted model, not a curated record.